Messenger RNA from Ochotona curzoniae (black-lipped pika), 1134 nucleotides. RefSeq names its product rho guanine nucleotide exchange factor 28-like. The transcript is spliced from 9 exons. The coding region runs from base 1 to 1134 and encodes 377 amino acids. The record is from RefSeq and is a predicted model, not a curated record. Gene Ontology annotation, biological process: regulation of Rho protein signal transduction; cell morphogenesis. NCBI's taxonomy places the organism in Eukaryota, Metazoa, Chordata, Mammalia, Lagomorpha, Ochotonidae.
AUGCUGCAGUACAGGGUGAAGCCAGAACUAAGGCUAAUGAUUGUGAAGGGACGGACAACUGUGUAUGCGACAUUUGGCAAAAAUGUGUAUCUCCCCGAAGAUGCUGAGUUUUACUUUAUCUAUAAUGGAUCCCAUCAGAGACACAUCGUGAUUGCAGAGCGUGUGGAAGCCAACGUUCUCCAGUCCAGCAUUCCAGGCCACGGGCUUCAGGAGACAGUAGUGGUGUCCGUGUGUCUCUGCUCAGAAGGCUAUUCACCAGUGACUAUGGGCUCCGGCUCGGUGACCUAUGUGGACAACAUGGCUUGCAGGCUGGCCCGUUUGCUGGUGACCCAGGCUGACCGCCUCACCACCUGGAGCCAUCAGACCCUGCUGACCCCGUUUGCCCUAACGGCGGGAGCCCUGCCUGCUUUGGACGAGGAGCUCGUGCUGGCUCUGACCCAGCUGGAGCUGCCUCUGGGCUGGACUGUCUUGGGAAAUUCUUCCCUUGAAGUGUCUCUGCACAGGGAGUCUCUUCUGCACCUGGCUGUGAGGUGGGGCCUGGCCAAGCUCUCCCAGUUCCUCCUGUGUCUGCCUGGGGGAGUUCAGGCCCUGGCUUUACCCAAUGAAGAGGGCUCCACACCGUUAGACUUAGCUUCCCAGGGCGGACACUCCAAGCUGGUGGAAGAUAUCAAGAAUUUCCAGGGUGGGCAGUCGCCGGGCUUCUCCCGAGUGCAGCUCAGUGAAGAUGCCUUCCUGCAGUAUGUUCACUCAUCGGAAACGCUGACCCUGACCUUUAACCACACGGCCGAGCAUCUGUUGGAGGCAGAUAUUAAACUCUUCCGGAAGUACUUCUGGGAUAGAGCCUUUCUUGUCAAGGCUCUUGAACAAGAAGCCAAGCCAGAAGAAAGACCACCCAUACCCUCCAAUGCUGCAGAAACCGAAGAAGAGGUUAAGCACUUGGUGCCCAGUGGACCGUCACCUGCCGAGGAGAACGCCAAGGGUGUCAGCAGCCUGGAGGGUCAGCUGAAGGGACACGAAGAACAGGCCAGCCUGGCAUCCGUUUCACCAGAGAUGAAUGACCAGCUGUCCAAUUGUGCUGUCCAGCCCAGUGGCCAACCACCGUCUGUGUCAGUUGAGCUCCGAUUACUGUACUGA